Hydractinia symbiolongicarpus is the source of this 3463-nucleotide messenger RNA. Its product is annotated as hamartin-like. The transcript has 17 exons. The record is from RefSeq and is a predicted model, not a curated record. Bases 163 to 3390 code for a protein of 1075 amino acids. Lineage: Eukaryota; Metazoa; Cnidaria; Hydrozoa; Anthoathecata; Hydractiniidae. Gene Ontology annotation, biological process: negative regulation of cell population proliferation; negative regulation of TOR signaling; regulation of cell cycle. Gene Ontology annotation, cellular component: TSC1-TSC2 complex.
GUAUUGAAACUUUUGAUCCCAGCUUAAAUACAGUGUAUGAAUUUAUGUGGUUUUCAUGAUAUCAUCUACCUUGUAUUGUAUGUAUCACCGAUAAAUUUAUGUAUAUAUACUAUAUAUACAAUAUGCUUGCUCAUAUAUUUUUAGCUUUUAAAGUAUAUAAAUAUGAAUGUUAAUGCUGAUGUCCAAGAAAUCAUCGAAUACCUUGAAUCUAAUGACCUGGAAAUUGUGAAUUAUUUUAAAAAUACAGUUCAAGAAAAACUAUAUGCUUCCCGUGAUCAUAAUCUCUUGGGUGCAAUAACUGACCGAUACAUCCAAACAAAAUCUGAUAGACUGCUAGAGUUACUAAUCAGCAUUAAUGACACUCAUGCCAUGUAUUUAUUUGAUAAGCUAAACGACCACCUAAAGCAUGGACAACUGACCGAAGUUUGCACGCUUCUUUUCUCAAUUGUAAGAAAGCAGCCUUCGUGGUUGCACAAAAUUGUCAAUACCUCUCUUUUUGCAACUUUUCUCAAAUUCCUAAAAAAUGAAUCUGAUAUUGUCUUUAUCAUGAGUGGGAUUAUUAUAUUAUGUACAUUGAUCCCAUGUAUUCCAGCAAUCAUCAGAUCAUACCAUGGAGAUAUCUUGGAAGUAUUUGUAAGGACUGCUGGCUUUAUACUUAACAAAUCAGGUCAAAUUCCAGAAGUUUGUAUUCUUCAUCUUCACAUCGGUGUUUACAUUCUCUUCCAUCGACUUUAUGCCAUGUACCCAAACAACUUUUUAUCAUACAUGAAAUCUUGUUUUGCUGGCUCACAAAAAAAAGAUCCUGUAUUUCAACUUGUUAUCAAGCCAAUGUUUGAAUUCGUAAAAUUUCAUCCGGAUUUGAUCACAGAAACACCAAAAUCUGAAACCGGUUUGGAGAAAUGGAAAGUUUUUCAACCACAUGAUGUUUUGGCCGAUUGUCAAAAGAUAUCACUGGAUCCUGUUGACUCUGUUAAAGAAGCUAAUUAUGCAGUGUAUUCUCAUCAGGUGGCACAAGAGACAUCAUAUCGACCCUUAAAAGAUUCGGGCCUGUAUCUUGGUUUAAGUUCUAUUUUUACUCAGCCAGAGACUGAUCUCUAUAUAACACCAAUAAAAAGGAACACUGUAGACAAUACAGUAGAUCCUAAACCACUAAUUAGCGACAAUGCCGCCCUGUGCAACCCCUCCGACGUCUGUGGACUAACCACCCCACCAUGUUCAAGACAGUUAUCACCUAGUAAUAGCACCCAAGACUUAUCUUCACUUUACAAGCAAAACCACACUGAUGUGCAUUUGCGUGACAGUAUUUCAAAUUUGAAUGAGCUCCCUAGUAACCGUAAGUCAUCGAGUGAUACUGCAUCAGUUCACAGUAAUACCUCACCAGGCCUAAAAAGAACAGACAUUAAAAAGACUCAAAGUUUUGGAUCAUCUGAUAAUGUUAAUCAUAAAAACUUAUUAAAAAGUUGGCUUCCCAACAGUGCAAGUCAUUCCACUCCUGUUGAAAAGGAAUUAUUGAGAGCUCGACAAUCAGCACCUGCCUCACCGAAAAGAGGAAGCAUUAACAAAGGACAACAAAAUCGACCCAAAUCUACAGAAUAUUUUAAGCAUAAAAUUGUAAAACAAUUAAACCUGGGUGGUUCUGGUCAAUUUCACUCUGCACCCACAAGUCCAAUGGUUCACACGACUCCUGCUAACGAUAUGAAUCAAUUUUCCUUUAAUUUAACACCAGAAUCAGAAGUAAAUACUAAAUUGUCUGAUGAAACCACGGAUAGCAAAGUUGGUGUGAGUACGAAUAUAAAUAAUGCUCAAGUGAAAGACAAGCCGUCAACGAACUCGAGCAAUUUAGCUCAAAGUGAUCCUAACAAAAUAACAGUAAGCAUAGAGCUAUUGCAAUCUAUUAGGAACAUGUUUUCUGAGCUUUGCCCUAAACCACUGAAUGUUAACGAAUCCCAUGAGAUGACAGAAUCAAAGUUGGCAUCCACCUGUCCAGCCUACAAAUUGAAAAGCCCUUUAACGCUGCUUGAUGAUUUUAUUCAAUAUGGAUCAGAUAUUCACUCCUUUCAGAUGAGCAGAAUUCCUCUAACCAGUCAAUUGGAAACAGACUGGACUUAUUUUGGUGGUGCAACCCCUGUGGACGAACUGAAGAUUCUUCAAACGCAAGUUCAUAUGCUGCAUAUCCAACUCUUAUACGAACGACAUAAGUGUGAACUGCACUGUCUACGAAACAGAAGGUUAUUUGGAAGUCUUCAAAAAUCACAAGCCCUGCAACAUGAAGUUAAAGCUUUAAAAGAUCACUGCACUCUUACGGCGAAUACAUUGGCUGAUCUCCGAAAUAACAUCAGACUAAAAUAUGAUGAAAAUAGAUUAAUUCGCCAACAGGCUGUGUUUAGAGAGCAAGAAUGUUUAAAGAAAAUAAAACAGCUAGAACAGGUGAAUACAGAGCUGGAAUUUAAACUGAAAACUAAGAACGACAAGAAAAAAGAGCUGAAAAAAAGAAACGAAAAAUACCAGAAAGAAGUAAAUAAAUUAAAAUAUCAGCUUUUCGAAGCAACGCAAGAGAUUUUGACAAGUCUGCCCAAACUUUCGGAGAUGGGUCAACUACAAGCGGUGGUCGAAACUCUACAAAAGGAGCUGCUUACACAGAGUGAAAAACAAGAGCAUGUUCAAGCAAGAGUUGAUGAUUUUGAAAUGAAAAAUUACCGACAUCUGGAAUUGGAAAAUAAACUCACAGCUCACAGAUACGAAUUGGAAGCCCUUCACGAGGAGAGGGAUGUAACGAACACUCAAAUGGAACUUUUAAAAGUUAAGAUCAACGAACUUGAAGGUACCAGCGUUAAAAAGGACAAGUUAAUCCGUGAGCAUAAAAUAGAUAUGAAAAAUAUUCGAGCCAAACACAAGGAUGAGAUGAAGGCUCUUGAAGAAAGAUUUAAGAGUUGCCAAAAGACGUGUCAAGGUUUACAAUCUUACAUUACGUCAUUGUAUGCAAAACUUGAAGACUCUAGCUCAUCGAAACAAUCAUCAAGUCAACACCAGCAUUCCACUCAUAUUCCAUGGAAUUCACACAAUUGCGGAGACAAAUGUCACAAGUCGGUGUCGUAUGUAGAUUUUCAUCACAUUGGGAGUUCUUCGUCGCAUCACGAUCAGUCGCAUAGACACGCGUUACGACCUAUCCAUGCUUACGAGUCAACACCAAAGGACAUCCAUUCGAAGCACGACUCGGCGUUAAAUCCGUUUACGCGAAGUCGCAGUCAAGCGAGUAGUGUGUCAAGUGUAAGCGAUUCGCUAAAAAUUUCUCACAGUUCUACUGCCGACACGCAAGAUAGUGGAAUCGAACGCAGCAACGAUGUCAUUGCUCGAAAGAACGGCGCCCUACCAACAGAAAAUAAUAUAUGAUAUUUUUUAUGUAUUUAUAAAUGAAUGAAUUUCUUUGAAUUAAAUAUAUUGCUGCUAUCAGCAUUUUUUAUAA